Messenger RNA from Drosophila willistoni, 749 nucleotides. RefSeq names its product succinate dehydrogenase [ubiquinone] cytochrome b small subunit, mitochondrial (gene SdhD). The record is from RefSeq and is a predicted model, not a curated record. The coding region runs from base 99 to 644 and encodes 181 amino acids. Gene Ontology annotation, biological process: mitochondrial electron transport, succinate to ubiquinone; tricarboxylic acid cycle. Gene Ontology annotation, cellular component: membrane; mitochondrial envelope. Lineage: Eukaryota; Metazoa; Arthropoda; Insecta; Diptera; Drosophilidae. Gene Ontology annotation, molecular function: heme binding; ubiquinone binding. The transcript is spliced from 4 exons.
UUUACAUCAGCUGUUGUGUCAGGGCGUAAGGCAAGGCAAAAGCAAAAGUUUUUUUUGUCAUUUCAGCACACAAGUUUAUAAUUUAAUAUUAAUAAAUCAUGUCCAUGUCUUUGGUAAUGCGUGGCGCUCUCCGGUGCAAUGCCGCAAAUCUCGUAAAAUCGGCGCGCAUCACGCCAUUGAAUGCAUACUCCACAAUUGUUGCCAAUUCGCAACGUCAGGCUUUGGUUAAACCGCUAGCUCUGGCCAAGAAUGUGACACCCGUCUCUCUGAUGAGUGCUCCUUGCCGCAUGGCCUCAUCGAGCUCCAGCCACACCGCAUUGUGGACUCUGGAACGUUUUGUGUCCGCAGGACUUUUGGCUGUUAUUCCAGCUGCCUUCCUGGCUCCUUCCCAGGUUUUGGAUGCCCUAAUGGCCAUAUCUGUGGUAAUACACACACAUUGGGGUGUGGAGGCUAUGGUUGUUGACUACUUACGUCCACAAGUAGUGGGCAAUGUUGUGUCCAAGGGAGCCCACGCCGCCCUGAUUGUUCUGUCAGUAGCAACAUUGGGCGGUCUCUUCUAUUUCAUCAAGAAUGAUGUGGGACUAGCCAAUGGCAUUAAGCGUUUCUGGGCCAUCAAGGGCAAGGACAGCAGCCAGCAGAAUUAAGCCAAUAUAUGUCUCCAACAGCGAUCCCAGUUAUAUAUUUAUUCAUCAGAUUAGAUGUGAAGCUAAGCAGUAAACUAAUAAAAAACGAACAGAAAAUUGUAUAAA